UAUAUUGUAUAUUAGAAAUGGAUAAAGAUAAUAACAACAAAGAAAAUAAUAUUUUCAACGACCAAAACAUUCUUCCAUUUUUUAAUGGACAAACAAGUUCAUUCCACGUUCCUCAAACUCGUGGAAACAAUGAUUUCGAUUAUCAAAACGUCCAACAAAACUUACUUCAUGAUAACUCCAUUACUCAAACUUUUGGAGACAAUAACCUUCUUGCUUAUCAAAACGAUGGCGACAACAAUCAUCUUAAUUUUAACUUAGUUCAUGACAAUUUCGUUAAUGAAAAAAUUCUGGAGAUGAUAACUUGA
This is a messenger RNA of Entrophospora candida, 305 nucleotides long. The record is from the annotation of a GenBank genome assembly. Lineage: Eukaryota; Fungi; Glomeromycota; Glomeromycetes; Entrophosporales; Entrophosporaceae.